AAGAAUGUCUUCUGAGACAUAUUAUAAAUCUCUUAAAGUUUCUGCACUUAAAGAACUUUUACAAAAACGAUUUUUACCAGUGAGAGGUAAAAAGGAAGAUAUGGUCGCACGUUUAUUAGAGGCUGAUAAAUCUGAUAACGAUAAGCUUAAUGUUACUCGACUUUCUAAAGUCUCUAAGGAUGAUCUGGGUGAUCUUGCUCCUCCAGAAGAUGAAAUUGAUUGGGAAGAUGAUACUACUGAUAUACCAAUAAAAUCUACUUUGUUUGAAAAAACGUCAAUUAUACAUAAUUUUGAUAAGUUAAUUAAUUCUAAAAAAAAUUUCAGACAAAAUAAUCCUCAAAAAAUUCAGAAAGAUUCCAAUUUUAAAUUUGUUUCUAUUGCGUCUAUAUUUUCUACAUCAUCUGAUUCUAUAAAUAAUGUUUCUAUUAAGGAGAAUGCUACGUUGAAAAAUGUUCCUUCUAUUAAGAAAAGAAAUAGUGAAAAUGCUUUUGAUAUGGAUUGGCAAUCAAUUGAAAAUGAAAUUGUUAAACGUAAGAUUAGAGCAUCUCGUUUUGGAAUUUCAGAAAAUGAAAAUAAUAAAAGGCUUGAAAGAUCUAUUCGUUUUAACGUAGCUAAUACUGUGAAACUUGAUUAUUAUAAGAAUUUUUCAAGUGAAACACCUGAAAAAAAUAUAAAAUUUGUAAAAUCUAGAAUUUUAAAUAACUCAGUAGAAAAUGAAAAAAUACGGAGAAGAGUAGAGAGAUUUGGGAAAAAAAGUAGGGAAAUGAAAUGAUUUCUUAUAAAAGUCUUUAUAGUUAUUUUUGUUUUAAUUUUUUUUGAAAUCAUGUUUUUUGACGCCCUUAUAAAUUGAAAGAUAGUUGUCUAUUUAAAAUGAUAAGUAUGUAUGUGAUUUAUUAUAUUUAAUAUUUAAAGAUUACAUAGAUUUUAUAUUAUGAAACAUUGAAAUUAUAUGAUAGCUAUAAUUUUUAGAAUUUGGAUUUAUAACUUGAACUGCUUUUUUAUUUUUUCAUCAACCAAUUCAGUAGCAGAAAUAUCAGAGAACCAUAGUACCUUACAGCCUGCUUUUAUGUUAAUUAAUGAGCAUGGUAAUUCUUCUAUAUAAUUCCAUAUUCUUUUCAUAAUUUCCCGCUUUUUUUCUCCUAAUACAAUAAAAGCAAUUCUUUGUGCAUUAGUUAUAACUGGAAGUGAGAAAGUAAUGCGUGUUGAUGGUGGUUUUGGUGAAUUAGUAAUAGAUAUUACCCAAGAGGUGUUUUCUUGUAAACUUUUAUGAUUAGGGAAUAAUGAACAUGUAUGUCCAUCUUCUCCACAACCCAAUAGUAAAAGAUCAAAUUCUGGAAAUUUUUUUGUGUUUUUAAUAGGAAAUUUUCUCAUUAAUACUGAUUCGUAUGCUUUAGAUAGUUUUUCUGGAUUAUUUAAUAAAGACACAUCAAUAGUAUGAAUAUUUUCCAUGGGAAUAGGUAGUUUCAUAAAAAAUUCAUC
Pneumocystis murina B123 is the source of this 1479-nucleotide messenger RNA. RefSeq lists its product as hypothetical. Gene Ontology annotation, cellular component: nucleus. Gene Ontology annotation, biological process: poly(A)+ mRNA export from nucleus. The transcript has a single exon. Lineage: Eukaryota; Fungi; Ascomycota; Pneumocystomycetes; Pneumocystales; Pneumocystaceae. The coding region runs from base 5 to 772 and encodes 255 amino acids. The record is from RefSeq and is a predicted model, not a curated record.